This is a messenger RNA of Gryllus bimaculatus (two-spotted cricket), 919 nucleotides long. The record is from the annotation of a GenBank genome assembly. NCBI's taxonomy places the organism in Eukaryota, Metazoa, Arthropoda, Insecta, Orthoptera, Gryllidae.
UCACCACCUGCCGCAGGAGGUGCGCUAGGAUGGUGUAGGAGGACUGCGCGGCGAAGACGGGGCUCUGCACCAGCAUGAAGAGCGCGCGCACGUCGUCCUUGGAGUGCAGGCUGCAGGAGGCAGAAAGGAAGCGCGGAUGGCUGUGGCGAACAGCACCAUGACCCCGCUGCCCGUGCGUUGGCGCUUCCCGCAGGAGGCGGAAGAGGAGGACGAGUCGCUGGAGCAGGACUCGCUGGGCAACGGGGAGUUCGACAGUCUGCAGCACCCCGGCGGCGCGCCGGUCCCGCCCCCGCCCGCGCCACCGGCCGACGACCCGACGGACGCCUGGGCCCCGCAGAGUAUCUUGGACGCCGCCCCAAGAGACGCCCACUCCUUCGAGAUGCAGCAGUUCGCCUACGCGACGCGCGACUCGCGCUUCGACAUUCUGAAGCAGGCCGGCCACGCGUUCCAGCAGCACUGUCGCGGGCGGGCGGACGACCGCCGCUACGGGGGCGGCGGCAACAACAACAACAACAACAACAACAGCUACGCGUUGCCGCCCAUUCGCGAGCAGCCCGGGGAGGUGGGCGACGGGGACGACGAAGAGGAGGAGGAGGAGGACGACGAGGAUGAAGAGGAAGAAGACGAGGACGAAGAAGAGGAGGAGGAGGAGCCCGAUGGGAGGAGGCUGUCGCCCGCCGGGGAGGCCCGCGACGCUCGGCCCGGGUCACGGGAUUCCUCCGCGUCCCCAGCUUCCAAUCGCGGCGGGCGUCCAACGCUGCAGCUGGUGGGCGUGACGCUGGACAGCAGCAGUUCGGACGACGCGAGCGUGGACAGCGGGCACGGCGCCAGCGCCAGCGGCGGGUCGGCGGGGGCGGCGGGCGCGCAGGGGCCCAAGGGCUCGCCCGCCUCGUCGUCCUCGUCGUCGCCCGCGCGCCGC